Megalopta genalis is the source of this 803-nucleotide messenger RNA. Lineage: Eukaryota; Metazoa; Arthropoda; Insecta; Hymenoptera; Halictidae. The record is from RefSeq and is a predicted model, not a curated record.
UACGUAGCCCCCUGUCGGCAUGUUGCAGAAAGCAUUGCUAUAAUAUCAAUGACUGCUUACUUUCACUUUUCAGUCGAAGUCGAAGCUAAAACAUAUUCGAAUUCAGUAAAAUGUUUUGAGUAAUUGGCAGCUAUUUUAACAAAGUGUAGGUUUACAAUGAAUAUUCCACCCAUUCAACAACCAGGAGCUAUUGGGGUAGGGCAAAUGACCCAGUCCGUAAAUCCUCAGAUUCCUCAAAAUCCACAACAAGCACAGCCACAACAGGUCCAACAACAACAGCAACAACAGCAGCAACAGCAACAGACACAAGAGAAACUUGACAAUAUUUCUAAAGUAAAAUCUUUAAUCGGACCACUAAGAGAUUCAUUAUCUAUAGCUCUGAAAACUGCAGCUCAUACACUGCAUCAAAAUAGUUUAGUAGAUGUUGGUUCCCUUAAAGGAGUCGACCAACCUGACCACCGUUUUAAUAAGAACAUGGAAGAAUUUUAUUCCAUCUGCGAUCAAAUAGAAUUACAUUUAAAAACUUCUAUAGAAUGUUUAUCACAGAAUUCUAGUUCUCAACGCUAUUUACCAGUAUCUGUGAUACCGACACGUACUGAUACCGUUGGAGGACAAGAAGGACCAGCUUUAACAUAUCCUCAAUUCUUAAUGACUGUAAGAGCACAAGUUUCAUAUGCUCGUGAGAUACAUGACACUCUAAUAUCUGCAGCACAUACGAUAGCAUCUGGUGAAUAAUUAAUUUUUUCCUAUGUAUAUAAUUUAUCUUAAGAAAAAAAGUGUAAUAGAAAUAAUGAAUAAUGUCU